Cyphellophora attinorum is the source of this 1566-nucleotide messenger RNA. RefSeq names its product Cutinase gene palindrome-binding protein. The coding region runs from base 1 to 1566 and encodes 521 amino acids. The record is from RefSeq and is a predicted model, not a curated record. Gene Ontology annotation, molecular function: zinc ion binding; protein binding; sequence-specific DNA binding. Lineage: Eukaryota; Fungi; Ascomycota; Eurotiomycetes; Chaetothyriales; Cyphellophoraceae. The transcript is spliced from 2 exons. Gene Ontology annotation, biological process: regulation of DNA-templated transcription.
AUGGGUGCAUUCGAUGCGGAUUCAUCACAUUUGAUGGAUCCAGGCGCAUAUGACUCUGCAAUGAUGGACCCUGUGAUGCUGAGCAAUAUGAACAUUGGCAACAUCCAGGCGUUUUCAGACGACAUACAAAUGAACAUGGGCUCGUACUCAGCAUCUGGAUUUGCGCCCAUGGAUGCGGGAUCGAAUGCCGGCGCAUUACACGAGAAUGGCAUACGGCCAGAUACCUCAGAUAUUGAUCCCAACGCUGUCGGUGGAGGCCCAUUACCAGCAGGCUUCGGCGUUCAGCUUCCACAGCAAGGCAACAGCACCCUCACAGAGUUUACUAAGCGGCGGAAUUGGUCCCAACGAGUCCUCGAGGAAAUUAAAGACAUGCUCUUCAUCUUAACGCCCGACGGCCGGCUAGUGUACUCGUCCCCGUCCACCAAAACUCUGACCGGCUAUGAGGCUUCCGAGCUCAACGGCAAGUUCAUCGCCGACUACAUCCACGCCGACGACACCGCCCUCUUCAUCCGGGAAUUCAACGAAUCCAUCGCUACGGGUCACCCACUCCGCUUCUACUACCGCUUCCGCACGGCAGAAGACAAGCACGUCAUCUUCGAAUGCCACGGCCACCCACACCUGACCAACGACGUCUCCCACCUAGAACUCAGCGGCGGGCCCGUCAACACAGCCGGCUUCUGCCGCGGCUUCUUCAUGAUGGCCCGCCCCUACCCAACUGCCAAUUCCCAACUCCUCGACUCCUUCCUCGAACACAAGAUCGAAAAUGUCCGCCUACAAGCCCGCAUCGCCGCCCUCCGCGCCGAAGAAGCCGAGGAGAACGCCGACCAAGGCAUCCCGUCCAAGUACCAAAAGCGCGCCGGCGGCAACGCCACCGCCACCCGCACCGAAUCCCACGACUCAACAGCCAUGUCCCCCUCGCAAACCUCCGCCACCGGCGCCAACAACAACCCCCCCAACGGCACAACCAACAACACCUCCGACCAAAACAUGAUGCCCCCACCCGCCAAACCCCUCCCCUCCAACAUCGCCCUAACCCGCGAAGCGCUCGACGAAGCCAACGCCUUCGCCCGCCCCGACAGCAUAACCGACAAAAUGGCCCGCUACGAGGCGCCACACACGUCGACUCCAUCGAGAUGCUCACGGGCCUGCGCUACCGCGAGGGCGAACGCGCCCACGGCAUCUCCACCGGCGGCACCUCCCCGGCGUUGCGGGGCCGGGGGCGGGGCGGCGGCGUAUCUGGAUAAGAAGGUGAAGAAGGUCAAGUCUGCAGACGAGUAUGUGUGCACGGAUUGUGGAACGCUGGAUAGUCCCGAGUGGAGGAGGGGGCCGAGCGGGCCGAAGACGUUGUGCAAUGCGUGUGGGCUGAGGUGGGCGAAGAAGGAGAAGAAGCGGGGGCCCGGUGGUGGGGAGACGCAGUUGAGUGGUGGGAAUACUAGUGGGGGAGGGGCGACGGUUUUGAGCGGCGAGGCGGGGAGUGGUGGUGGUGGUGGUGGGAAUGCGGGAGGUACGCCGGCGAUGAGUAAUGGGACGACGGUGGGGAGUGGUGGGAAUGGGCCGCCGGCGUGA